AUUGAUCAAUAUUCGAUGGAGACUACAACAGAGGUACCAGUACACUACAGAUAUAAUGGACAACUCUAUUGUCCAGCAGUAGGCCAUGCAGUUGUGGAAUUAAAAAUAAAUCACAACGAAGGACAAUAUGAAGGACAAUUUACAGGCUUUAAUGUUGUUGAGAACAACGCCACUUCUGAAUUAACAAACGACCGAAAUUCUAUAUUCUCGCCGUUCUCUUCUCAUGACUCACCUCAACAAAUUUCGCCAAAUUCUAAGACACGAGCUUUUUUGGAAGAAUUUAACAUGUUAAUUUCGCGAAAUAUGAAUAAUGAUUUGGCACUGAGUAGUGAUGUGUUACAAAGUUUUUCGAAUUUUCAACGGACAUAUGAAAGUUUGAAGGGUCAGAAGAAUGAUAGAAUCGAAAUUAUUGAAAUUUCUGAUGAUGAAGAUGAACUACAAGGACCUGUAGCGGCUCAGUAUAAUCGUGAGCAUAGUAUGCAUUUACGAAGCAUGACACUCAUAAGACCAAAGGUCGUUAUUAAGAAUAUUAUGCCUUUGCCUGGAGUUAAAAUAGAUCAUUAUCCCACUUUGCCAAAGUUCAAAAAUCUCCAUCUCAAAAAAGCAGCACUAACCCAUCACACUGUGAAUAGCACUGUUGGUUGUAACUAUGAGCGUCUAGAACAUCUUGGAGACCGUGUACUUCAACACGUAGCAAAUCAGAUGGCCUUUGACAGAGCUGAGAAGCAUCCCGUUUUAUGUAAAUUUGAAGAACAAAUCAUGAAAAAGAUCGAAGUUGCAAUCAACUUCUUUGUCAAUAACAAAACUCUGGCAGUGGUAGGGCAUAUUCUGGACGUUAAGACAUAUGCGAUUAAGGAAGCUGGAGGUCCAAAAAGAUUCACCACCAAAGAUACUGCCGAUUAUGUGGAAGCUUUGAUAGGUGCUCUGUACGAAGAUAAUUAUCGUGACUUUGAUCCAAUUAGAGAAUGGUAUGAACCAAUAACCGGUUCUCUUUUGGAUCGAAUCUUGUACGCGACAGCAUUCGGAGGACCUGAUGAAUGGGAUGUUUUUAACUGGGCAUCUGACAUGUAUUCUCAUCUUAAUAAACGAUUCAUUAGGCCAGCACAAUGA
Ambispora gerdemannii is the source of this 1110-nucleotide messenger RNA. NCBI's taxonomy places the organism in Eukaryota, Fungi, Glomeromycota, Glomeromycetes, Archaeosporales, Ambisporaceae. The record is from the annotation of a GenBank genome assembly.